ACGCGCACACGCACUUUUUUUUUUUGUCUAUGCUUACGAUUACGUCAACGCUGAACCAGGAAGUGGUGGUACUGUACUCGUUUAAGCAAAACAAUUUGUCUUUUUAGGUGAAAAUCAAGACACAACGACGAUUCGACAUGGACGAAACACUAUUCCAAUUAAAGUUCACCUCCAAACAACUCGAAAGACUAGCCAAAAAGGCAGAGAAAGAGUCUGAAAAGGAGCAGGCGAAGGUCAAAAAGGCUCUGCAAACGAAAAAUGUGGAAUGUGCAAGAAUAUAUGCUGAGAAUGCCAUCCGGAAAAAAAAUGAAGGUCUAAACUGGUUGCGCAUGUCAUCUCGAGUCGACGCUGUUGCCUCUAAAGUCCAGACUGCUGUCACUAUGAAAUCAGUGUCUAAAAAUAUGGGCCAGGUGACCAAGGCUCUGGACAAAGCUCUGAAUUCUAUGGACCUUCAAAAAGUCUCUGCUGUUAUGGAUAAGUUUGAAAGCCAAGUCCAAAACCUUGAUGUCCACACCUCAGUUAUGGAAGAUUCCAUGAGCUCUGCAAUGACACUAACAACACCACAAGAACAGGUGGAUGACUUAAUCCAUCAAAUAGCCGAGGAAAGUGGCCUGGAAGUGAUGGACCAGCUCAACAAAUUGCCCGCAGGAGCCACAUCAGUGGGUGCGGAGAGUUCACGCAGCCAGGAGAAGGAAGACCAGCUGUCAAGACGAUUGGCAGCUCUGCGGAACUGAGCGGCGACUCGUCUCACGGCUGUGAGGGGGGGGAAAGUACAAAGUUGAAGUUGGUGGGAAUUGUGGAUUUGUACUGAGGGAGUAUCACAAUUUUCUUGUUUUGGCCAAAAAGAUUGUCAGUCCCCUCCCUAUGUAUGCCCUGUCCAAAUGAAUUUGGUUUUACCUAUGGGACAACGACAAUAAUGGAAAUGUAGAGAUUUAAGUGAUAACAACUGAAUUGAUUACAAGGAAGUGCAACAUAGUCCUAAAAACAGUUGGGACUCGAUGAGAGGAGACUCACGUAUAACAUUGAAUUUAUCAGUACACAAUCAUUACUCUGUCAUUUUAUUUUUUGUUAAUACACGCACGUCAUCAACUACACCAGGGGCGUCAAACUCAUCACUGUUUUGCCGGCUGCAUUCACUGCAAUUUGAUCUGAAGUGGGCGAGAAAUAUUGAAUUGUGGAGUGCAAAUUAUUGCAUGUACAAUUUUAACAUUAACGCACAUUUUGUGUCGUUUUUACUUAUAUACUGUAUCUACACACAACUUAGAAGUCAAAGUAUAUCUAUGUGGCUUUUUAUGAAACAUCCAUCCAUUGAUCAUCUUAUCGGCUUAUCCUGGUAAAACAUGACACGGUUGGGAAAUUAUCCAUCUUCGACUAACUCAUCACACCAUACAAAGUCGAAUAGGAACUUUCGGUAAUGUUAGUUCAGUUGUCCGUCUUGUUCGUUCAAGUUGUGGUGGAUGGUGCAUGGAAAAAAGGGAGUUGACUGUUAAUUGCAAUAUUCGUUCUCUAAAAAUAUUUUUUACCCACCGUAUAUUUAAGCUAAGACUUGUGUUAAAGUAUUAUUUGGCCCGAUGAACAGCACAUUUACUAACACGGUAGAAAGCAUGGAUUUAGCGAAAGCUCACUAAAGCAUUUCUCUGCCAUGAGUGCCCACAGCGGGUUAUUGCUGUUUGCUGGUAUUUGGCAUGGAUUUGACGCUGGCUCCUGUUUGAGGCAACCCACUGCCGUAGGUUUGACACCCCUGAUCUACACCUUCUGCAUUAAAUACCUUACUCAGAAUGGAAGUGCCUAAAAGAGUUCUUCAUCUCAGCUUGUUUUGUCUAACAGCACCUUUGCAAAAAAAAAAAAAAAACCUGAUGGUCGCCGACUCUAGCUGUCAUCGUUGAAUUAGGAAUUUGUUUUUGCAGUGUAAAAUUGACCAGCCAUGUCUUUAUUUUUCUGUAAACAUCCCCAUAUGAGACACCCAAGAUUAUGGAGCUUCAAUACAUGCUAUAAUGUAUAUUGUUAAACAAUCCGUAAAACUCAAAUUUAACUUAAUGCGUCUGUUUUAUGACUAGAGGGUUUUGUUUGUUUGCUUGAUUGUUUUGUUUUGAAUAAUGGCUUUUUCUCGAUUUAAUUGCUUCUAUUCACGUAAUCAUAGACAAGCUCGUCCAACAUCUUUAACUGAGCAGUUUAACCGUUGGCUUCUGUUUCCUGUUUUUCAUUUGUGGAAUUUUACAAUAGGUUGUUAUUUAUACUGAGAAACCUCGUCUUUGAAACACUUUUGUUUGUCUUAUGGAAAUAAAAUAUUUUCUUCCAGCACAGGCUUCAAUUUGAAUUCAGUGUUCAAUGUGUUGAUUGCAUAAGUCAGUUGUUAUUGCUUUAUAAAGUUUGUUACGUUUAGUACCAUUUAUAUUGUACUUUUUUUUUCUAUCAUCGCUAAGGAUAAAUCAUGGUGUUGAAUGCAGACGGAUUGACAAAAAUAUACCUCCGUGAAGUUGGCCCCGCAUCAGACGCAAAUUUAUAUAAAAAUGUCUCAUUUUUGCUGCUGUCAUUUUUUAGAUAUUACCUAUUUUAUAAGUCACCCAGCCCCCCCCCCAUUUUGAUUGCAAAUGGUUAAAAAUAGUAUCAGUCGUUUGUGCUACGUUUGUGCUGUAAAAAGUUUUGUUUGUGCUGCUUUCAUUUUUGAGAUAUUCGAGUGAUGACGUCACGCAGCCCCCCAUUUAUUGCAAAAUGGGCCUGAAAUGAUGCCAUUCGUUCAUGCUAUGUUUGCGCUGUAAAAACUUUCCUUUGCGCUGCUAUCGUUUUACUGAUAUUAAGAUAUUAAUUUCGAGUGAUGACGUAACUCGUAGCUUUUCCAUAUCCAGCUACCGCAGCUGACGAAGCAGACCAAUUCUCUCCAUAACAAUACAUAAUAAUAUGUGAUCGAGCACGACUUUCAAUCACGUGAUCCGAUCAAAGACAUCUCGAAAUAUGGUCCCAUUCAGAAUAGCUUGCCAGGCUCACAGGGGGGCUUGAGAUAUUAAUUUCGAGUGAUGACGUGACUCGCAGCCCACUAUUUACUGCAAAUUGGACAUGAAGGGGUACCAUUCGUUUGUGCUCUGUUUGCGUUAGUUAUGGGCCUCCCCUCUGUUAUCAAGAGAGUUGGUACGCUUCGUCAGCCGCGACGGAGGUGCUGCGAUUGACGUCAUUACUCCAAAUUAAUAUCUCAAGAACGAUAGCAGCACAAACGAAACUUUUUCAAUUCAAUUUUAUUUGUAUAGCCUUAUAUCACAACAAGGUUGUCUAAAAGGGCUUUGCAGACGCAAUAUGAUACACAGUCAGAAAAAGUAGAUGAAUUAAUAAAGUUCAAGUCCUGAGCAUCCCCCAUCCUUAGACCUUCCAUGUCAGCAAGGAAAAACUCGAAAAACCCUUUGGGGAAAAAUGAGAAACCUUGGGGAGAACCACUGUCAGGAGAGAUCCACUCCCAGGACGGACAGGCUAUAGAUGCACCAGGACUGAUGGUGGGUAUUAGCAGCAGGAGGUCCAAUUUGUAGAGAUGCAAUGGAAUGAAGAAACGAGGAGGACCAUCUAGCCAGAUGAGACGGGGCAGGGGCCUAAUACAAGGACGUCCAUCCAGCCAGGGUUCAGGAUAGUCAGGAGGCUGUGGCUGAAAAAAAAAGGGGAGGGAAGGGGACACCGGGUGACUAGUGAUGAAGAGACAAGUCAACUAGAUAUUAGAAAACAGAAACAAAGUAAGACAAGUGGGAAGUAGAGUGAGGAAAAGGGGAUAGGACUCAGUGGCUGAACUUCCCCCAGCGUAUAGCUUCUAGUGCAGCUUAGACUGAACUGUGAGUCUAGUCCGGUUUCAACUAGCCUGACCAUAAACUUUGUCAAAUAGGAACGUUUUUAGUCUAAUCUUAAAUGUACAGACUGUGUCGGCUUCUUUAAUACUAGCUUUUUACAGCACAAACGAUUGA
Molecule: messenger RNA, 3938 nt
Organism: Corythoichthys intestinalis (scribbled pipefish)
Lineage: Eukaryota; Metazoa; Chordata; Actinopteri; Syngnathiformes; Syngnathidae
Gene: chmp1a
Product: charged multivesicular body protein 1A
Exons: 7
Coding region: 138-734 (198 amino acids)
Biological process (GO): late endosome to vacuole transport; endosome transport via multivesicular body sorting pathway; protein transport
Cellular component (GO): multivesicular body; ESCRT III complex
Source: RefSeq, a predicted model, not a curated record